AGAGCUGCCGUCUUUCGGUGAGUUGUUGGCAAUGCAGGGAACAAAUAUUCCCUAUAAAGCCUUUCGCCAUGAGCCUUACACAAAGAGUUAGGUUAACUGUAUACAUAAAACUUGGCUCUGGACCAAGACUUUACUGCUGAACGAGGACGAAGCGACUCGGAACAAACGAGAAACUAUCUGUCAGUUGGCCGGGAAAGCCGAUCACACCGCCCGGCUUCCGGGGAUUCAGGGGCCGCAUCGGUUGACGGCAGACGUCGGACUUUAGUUCGGGGGAAAAGGGCGAACAUCCACAUCAUUACCGACAUUCGCCUCCUGAAUUCCGCCACUUUCGACAUGUCAAGAAAGCUCCAAAGGACAGAGGUCUGCGCCGACUGCAGUGCGCCAGACCCGGGUUGGACUAGCAUCAACCGAGGGGUUCUGAUCUGUGACGAGUGCUGCUCGGUCCACCGCAGCCUAGGCCGCCAUAUCUCCAUAGUCAAGCACCUGAGGCACAGCGGAUGGCCCCCCGCACUGCUGCAGAUGGUGCAGACUCUGGCCAGUAACGGGGCCAACUCCAUAUGGGAACACAGUCUCCUGGAUCCUGCUCAGGUGCAGAGCGGUCGCAGGAAACCCAACCCCCAGGACAAAGUCCAUCCCACCAAGUCCGAGUUCAUCAGAGCCAAGUACCAGAUGCUGGCCUUUGUGCACAAGCUGCCCUGCCGUGAUGAUGACGGUGUCACUACCAAGGACCUCAGCAAGCAACUUCACUCCAGUGUUCGGACGGGGAGUUUAGAGACGUGUCUGCGGCUCUUGUCCCUUGGCGCUCAGGCCAACUUCUUCCACCCGGAGAAAGGCACCACUCCACUCCAUGUCGCAGCCAAGGCAGGCCAGAUCCUGCAGGCUGAGCUGCUAGUAGUGUACGGUGCAGACCCUGGAGCACCUGACAUCAAUGGACGCACACCCAUGGACUAUGCUAGGCAAGCCGGCCAGGUGGAGCUUGCUGAGCGGCUGGUCGAGUGUCAGUAUGAGCUGACUGACAGGCUAGCCUUCUACCUGUGUGGCCGGCGCCCAGAUCACAAGAACGGCCACUACAUCAUUCCUCAGAUGGCAGACAGAGCUCGUCCUAAGUGCCCGACACAGAGCCUGGACCUCUCAGAGCUGGCCAAGGCGGCCAAGAAGAAGCUCCAAGCGCUGAACAAUCGGCUGUUUGAAGAACUAGCCAUGGACGUGUACGAUGAGGUGGAUCGCAGAGAGAACGACGCAGUGUGGCUGACGACUCAGAACCACAGCACUCUGGUAACGGAACGCAGCGCAGUGCCCUUCCUACCAGUCAACCCCGAGUACUCGGCCACACGCAACCAGGGCCGGCAGAAGCUGGCACGUUUUAAUGCUCGGGAGUUCGCCACGCUCAUCAUCGACAUCCUGAGUGACGCCAAGAGGAGACAGCAGGGGAAAGGCCUCAGCAGCCCAACUGACCCAUUGGACUUGGGCAUCGAUGAUGACCAGCAUGACUAUGACAGUGUAGCGUCUGAUGAAGACACAGACAGUGAACUGACCACCCAGAACAACAACAACACGCAGCGCAACAACCGUGCAAAGAGUAUGGACUCUUCAGACCUGUCAGAUGGUCCCAUCACCCUGCAGGAGUACCUGGAAGUGAAGAAGGCCCUUGCCUCCUCGGAAGCCAAGGUCCAGCAGCUGAUGAAGGUCAACAACAACCUCAGCGAGGAGCUCCGGCGGCUCCAGAAGGAGAUCACACGGAUGCAGACGGAGAACAGUGCACUGCGGGGGGGCCAGCAGGCUGGGGGGGUGGCUGGCCACGGGGUAGGGGGCCCCGGUGGAGGAGGAGGGGGUGGAGGCCAUUGGCCAGUGGGGGGUAUGAGAGGAGGAAUAGGAGGAGGAAUUCUGGGUGGGUUCGGGCCAGGUGGGGAUCCCCCGGGGCUCUCAAUGCCCUCCACGGUGGCCCCCCACUCCCAUCCCCACCGGAGGGACCGCCAGGCUUUCUCCAUGUACGAGCCUGGGGCAGCCCCUGGCCCCAAGGCCCACGGCCCCCCAGCCCUGGACUCCCUGACAGCCCGCCUGCAGCCCCUCAACACACCCAGCGUGAGGAAGGGUGGUCCUGGAGGCCCAGCACCUUAUGGGGGGCAGCAUCUGUCUGGAUCUGCAGAGAUGGGCAGAUACAUGGUUCCUAAAGCAGAGAAGCACGGCAGUGGCACGGAUAGCGACUACGACAACACGCAGACAUACGACGUCUCACUAAGUAUGGGCCGCAGCAGCGAGGAAGAAGGCCGCGGGGAGUCUGAGGAGGGAGGAGGUGGAGGUAGCGAGGCGGGGGAGCCGGACCCCACCUUGCCCUGCACAGAGGACGUCAUACUGAAAACGGAGCAGGUGACCAAAAAUAUCCAGGAGCUCCUGAGGGCUGCACAGGAGUUCAAACACGACAGUUUCGUUCCAUGUUCUGAGAAGAUCCACUCUGCUGUCACUGAGAUGGCCUCGCUCUUCCCCAAACGUCCGGCAUUAGAUGCAGUCCACUGCUCACUGCGCCUGCUGGCCUCCAGCGCUUCACGGUUGCAAGUUGAGUGCCGCAAGGCCUCGCCCUCGGAGCCCGGGGCCCCUGCCGUGGACUACCAGCUCCUCACCCAGCAGGUCAUCCAGUGCGCCUAUGACAUCGCCAAGGCCGCCAAGCAACUGGUCACCAUCACCACUCGUGAGAAGAAACAGUGACCCAUGGAUGGAAGGAUGGAUCGGAUGAUGGAUGGAUGGAUGGAGAGAGACAUGGGAGAGUGAGGACAAGGAUCACUGCAUGGACUGGCAAGGGGGGGGCUACUAGGAGAGGAAGAGAAAGAACAAAUGAUCACAGAUGCAGAUGCAAGGAAGGGAGUGGGAGUGCGACUGAGAAAAUGAUGUGGAGUGGAGGAAAGGAAAAUGAAUGGAGGGACAGAACAAAACAGAGAGAGGGUAUGGGAAUGCCAAGAAAACAGGCAGAGGAAAGUAAGAGGGAGAAUUAAUAGUUUAGAUAUUAACACUACAGAGACAAAUGUGUAGGAAAAGGAAGAAUUCCACACAAGGGGGAGGGGUAAACGUGAUCUCUCAAGUACUUUGUCGAACAAAAGUAGGAAAAGACAAGUGGUAGGAUCCAGCAUCAGAAUUACAGCCUGCCACAUCCCAAAAUAAACUGUGUUGGAAUCAGUGAUGUAUAAUAACCGCUUUAACUGUGAUAUGCAAUGGUGGUGAUGUACAGAGAACGUGUCCCAAGAUAUCUCUGCUCUGUUUAUUCUCACCUCACACUUGCCGUCCCUCCCUCUCUCCACUCAUCUUUACUAGUGAGGGUGGAAGUGUAUCCUGUGAGAGAGGUAUAGGGAAUUAGAUUGGUGAAACCUUGAUAUACACCACAUCAUCUCCGUCCGUCCCUCCCUUCGUUCCCUUUUCCCAGAGUGGAGUCGGGAUGUUCCUCCUCUCCUCUCCAGCACGUCCCUAUGCCUCCCUCUCUCUCUCUCCCUCUCUCUCUCUCUCUCUCCAUCCACAUCUACAGAAAACAAGGCCCUGCUGUCUUCUAUCCCGCUCCAGACAGGAUGAGCUGGCGGUGGGGAGAGGGGUCUUCAGGGUGUCCCGCCCCAAGCCCAACCUGGCUCUCAGAUGCUUGCUCCUGGGUCAGCCUUAGCAGAGGGUCCCACUUCUUUCCCACCAGUCUGUGGUUCUCCAGACCCCCUCCAAUAUGCCUCACCUCGAAUUGGUGGUACACAGCAUGACUUGGCAUGUUUUCCUUUCCUUUCCUUCUCUUCUUUUUCUUUGUAUUUUUGUUCUUGUGAAAAUGCGGAUCGAUCUGGUCUGCACCUCUGAGGACAUAAAUUACUGACUUAAGAAAACAAAACACUUACACUGGAAUAAUUGUGAUUUGUUAUUAUUGUUUAUCAUGCCUAUUGUUUUUUUUUGUAUUGAUAUUUUUACUGACUGUCAUCAUGAUUUAACUGUUUAUGUAUGUUUAUUUCAGUGUCUCAAAUAUGAUUCUCAUUCAGUGGAAUAGGGAGACAGCUGGGAGUACGUGCUCAACCUCUGACUGGGGUAGAAACACAUGCACAGACACAAACACACAGAAAUAUAACCUGUGAAAUGGUCCUCAACACUUCUCACGCACUCCUUUUCUUCUCUGGGUGACAGUUGAGUUGGUUUUUUUUAUAUUUUUUUGUUUUGUACAUGUCAUGUUGUGAUAUGUCCUGUGGCCAAGGGGUUGAACAGUUGCCAAAGGGGAAAGGGAGUGGGGGGAUUGUUAUUUUUUAUUUUAUUUUAUUAUUAUUAUUUUUUUUUUUGAUUUUCUGUCAGACUGAAAGUCCCUUGGUGCGCUAUGACAGGACCUUGGUCAGACGGCACGAUCAUGUUUCCUCAACUGUUUUCUGUGCACUUGAUUUACCAUGCAACUUGCCUGAUUUAACAGAGCCAGUGGAAUCAUCUCAGAAUCAAACCCACAUCCAUUCGCUGUGCCAAGCAAGAUGAUAAAAUUAAGUGCGCCAUUUGGUCCAGAUUGUGUAUGAGGAUCAGCCCCCCCCACCCCAUUCUGGCUUUAAGACAGUAUGUCAUUCACACAACAGGCCUGAACAACACAGCAACCAUUAGUUGCAUGCAUGUUGUCAAAUGUUCAGCCACAUAUUAGACUGAUAUAGCAUACCGGUAUGUUGCAGCUAGCUUUACGUAGAUCCGGGCCACAGAAGUCGUGACUUCAAGCUCACCGUCUCUGAACUCUGCCAAUGGGAGACAACAUCGGGAACAAAGAUGUUUUUUUACAAGCAAGAUACCGCACUUAGCCUACUGUAGGUUUAAAAACUUCUUGUACUGUGCCGAACAAAUUUGGCCAUGUCUGUAAACAAGGAUGCAGAUGGGCUGUACUGAGUCCUUUCUAGCAGUUAGCUGAUCUGACUAACUCAAGGACUUCCUGUUCUAGUUUAGAUUGACCUCUAACCCGUCUUCAGUGAUUCUUUGGCUGGUUUCUCAAGGUUUUUGUGGCUGAAAUGGUUGGCUGUUCCUUGCGUUGGUUGACUCUCAAUGCAUGCUCUCAGUGCACAGCAUGUCUGUGUGUUGAAUUUCCUCAAGCGAAACCCUGUCCUCAUCCUUCAAACAGCAACUAUAUGACUGUUCCUUUUUCCUUGUUUUGCUGCCUUCAGCAAGGAUCAGUUACAACUUAACCUCCAAACACUUUGAGAGAUCCAUGCCAAAACACCCACAGCACUUCUGUCUCCACUUUAUUCAUGUUUUAUUUUUUUUCCCUUCCAACCAUCACCUAGGGUCUCUGACUGUCAGUGUUUGUCAGUCAUUCAUCUGGUGUUACGUCCCUGUAGCAAAGGAUUGGUUGGAUGUUUGCUCCGUUCCCUGUCAAAACAAAUCAUGUCCAGAAGACUGUUGAAAUGCAUCAUCGUUAGUGAUAAUGUAUGCCUUUGCACAUCUUCAUCUCCUGUUUGACUGGCUUAGAUACAGUGAUGUUGUACUGUCUGCUGAGAGAACACACAUAAACACAGCACACACACACACACACACACACACACACACACACACACACACACGGGGCCAGUAGAACAGCUUUUGACGACUUGUCCCUUCAAUCAUCGCCCGAGUUCUAGACGAGAACCAUAUAUAUGAACGUAUAUUUUCAUGGUAUAUUUUAUAUUAAGCUAUAUGUUAGGAUUAUGUUUGCAAGUUAUUUAUGUCUGUUGCCAAAGUGUGCUUCAGGCUGUGGGAUCCAUUUACCUAAUCUCCAGUCAGCCCCUAGGUCUUGAUACCCUAUGCACUUGUGAAUACCUUGAUAUGGGUUUUGUGAGUACUGUUAUUCUGUGGUAUCCCCCGGCCACCGCACCUCCCCUUCCAAUCUAGUCUCUGGUUACAAUGUAUGUGUUAAUGAUCCUGUCAGAACAUGAAGCAAAGAGCAUGAACAACAGCGUGGGCUAAGUGUGGCUCAUUUUGUCAUGGUGUGGUAUCAGUUGCACUAUAUUGAAACGCCAGGUGGGUGACAUAGCUUGUAAAUGAUGUUGUUCGCCCACUCAGAGGUCUUGGUGUGCAGGGUUGCAGGACGUUGGGGUCUGAUUUGGAAUGGGGCCAUAGGGAAGGUCUGAAGCGCACUUGGGCUCAGCAGUACAGUCAUCUCAAUCAGUGGGAGGGGAGGAGAAGGGGAAGGGGCUGAAAUGCACAAGGCCUAGUCCUUCCCUGGUUUAGUGCACACUACGUAGGGUGCCUCUAGUGUGAAUGUUAGAUGCUCCUGUCUGUCUGUGUUCAGCAUUUCCACACCAACAAUCCACCCAGAAAGCCGCACACAUUUUUCCAUUGCCUGACACACACACACACACACACACACACACAUCAAGUGGACCAAGCCUUCCACAAGUACAUAUGGAGUGAUGAAAACAUUAAUGAAACACACUUGCAGCCAGUAAACAACACUUUUCACAUUCAAACACACACCUGAUGUCCAGCAGUUGGCAGUGCACUGUGGCCUGUACUGUUGCUGUCCCUGUGUUUCUUCACAGCUCUACACUUUGGGAGAUGGGUGACGGGAGAGUUAUCUUUUAACAGAAGAUGUUAAAAACUGUAUAAAGUAGAGAAAACAAUGACUUUAAAAGGUCAAUCGUAAUGGAAACUCAUAAGCUGUACAUUUGUAAUAAAAUAAUAAAACAAGUUAAUUGUC
Myripristis murdjan (pinecone soldierfish) is the source of this 6646-nucleotide messenger RNA. It is a transcript of the gene git1, whose product is annotated as G protein-coupled receptor kinase interacting ArfGAP 1. The coding region runs from base 334 to 2703 and encodes 789 amino acids. Gene Ontology annotation, biological process: brain development; regulation of ARF protein signal transduction; regulation of G protein-coupled receptor signaling pathway. Gene Ontology annotation, cellular component: synapse; neuron projection; cytosol. The transcript has 21 exons. Gene Ontology annotation, molecular function: small GTPase binding; GTPase activator activity. The record is from RefSeq and is a predicted model, not a curated record. NCBI's taxonomy places the organism in Eukaryota, Metazoa, Chordata, Actinopteri, Holocentriformes, Holocentridae.